This is a messenger RNA of Rodentolepis nana, 660 nucleotides long. The record is from the annotation of a GenBank genome assembly. Lineage: Eukaryota; Metazoa; Platyhelminthes; Cestoda; Cyclophyllidea; Hymenolepididae.
AUGACACGCCUUCCACUGCAGUCUUUCACUCAUCCCCAAAAUGAAAUGGAGAUGCUUAAUUUACAUGCCCAACUUUUCGAAAUCAUGAACCGAGGUAUGAGUCAACAAAUUCCACCGAAUCCGGUUUUUUCUAUUCCGAAUUCCUUUUCGUUAAUGCCUUCGACACAUCAUUCCACUGCUCAAACUUCUCCCACUUCAAGUUCGAAUGAUCACUUACCAGAUCAUUUAUAUUCCAGCAGUGCGAAACCUCCUUACUCUUACAUUGCACUAAUUGCAAUGGCGAUAAAUAGUUCGCCUAAAGGCAAGCUAACUCUCAGUGAAAUCUGCGAAUUCAUCUCAUCAAGAUAUCCCUACUAUCGAGAAAGGUUCCCACAAUGGCAAAAUUCUAUCCGACACAAUCUUUCCUUGAAUGAUUGUUUUGUUAAAGUACCUCGAGGCAUUGAAAGCUCAGGUAAGGGCAAUUACUGGAAACUCGAUCCUGCAGCCCGGAAUAUGUUUGCUGAUGGCAGUUACCUUCGACGAAGAAGGCGAUUUAAAAAGGAAGAGAAGCACAACUCCAGUUCAUCCCAAGAAGAUCUCACUAUUUCUCAGGAAUCCGGCCAAUCUGCACGAGGUAGAAGCGGGUUCAAUAUUGAUCAAAUUCUUCAGAACUCUGUUUAG